ACCGCGGGGGCCCCGCGAGCAGUGCAAGAACCGAUACCGUAUCGCGCCACAACCCGACGCGACGUCGGCAACCCUCGCCCGGAGUGAGGAACCCGGCGCCGCAGCCGCACGCCACACGCGCGCACACGUUGUAUUUCCCCUCCGGAGCGAGAAGAGGAAAGGAGAGGAUAAAAAAAAAAAGGAGAAUGAAAUAUGUCGCCCCUCCGCCGUCCGCGGCAUUUGACGCCGCUGCCCGCGCGCUGGUGACUCCGCUGGUACGAUGACACCGCGACCGAGCCAGCGACGGAUCGCACCGGAGAACGGUCACGCGUUCCUGCCCGCCAGCGAGUAAAAUCCUCGGCCGUACGGUUCCGCGGCCGCGGACCGAACCGAACCUGCGUGUAUACCGUCUGUCAGCCAUCAUGAUACUCGCCCGCGAGUCGUGACUUCUGGUGUGCUCCACUAUAAUACUCCGACGUCCCGUCCGAGUGGCAUGAGUUUUGACCGACUGUCCGCGCCGCGACACACGUGCCUCAGACUUUUGUUAAUUGCAGGUCCCCGUUACGUCGGAUGUUUAGUGGUGAGAGAUUUCCGGAGGAGUGCGAGGAUGCAUCAUCGCGCCGCCCGCGCCGAGGCCGAACGCCGCCGCGACGUCUCGUGCGCACGGGUCUGAUUCUCUGAGAGAAAGUCAACAAGCUGCUACCUUGUUGUGUCACACGCCCGGAGAGGUCCAAGUAUGAGUGGCCCAGCGGAGGAAAAUGGAUACCGGUAAAGUGUCAGCAUGCGCGAAAAGUCAGCAGAAUGUCAUGCUCACACAGGUCACGUGAGGGGCACGACAGAGAUGUGCUCGCGUGAUCCACCUACACUGCACCCGACCCUCGCCAAGGCAAAUGGUAAAAAUUCGAGUCCCCAGCCAGCUCAUCACACGGAGGCGCAACGUAUCGACGGCAACCUGCUGCCAACUCCCGGCGGUCGCUUGAAAUUCUUCAAAGAUGGAAAGUUCAUCCUGGAACUGUCUCACCGCAGGGACGGGGAAAAGACUACGUGGUUUCCCGUGCCGAAGAAAACCUUCUGGCCGCCCGCCAGCACCAUCCCGAAUCGGCAGGAGAGCUCUACUUCCCUCAGUGUUUCCGAUGACAAUUCGUCGGUCCAAUCCAGUCCUUGGCAGAGAGAUCACUGCUGGAAGCAGACCCAUCCCCGACGUAGGAUAACCACGGAAUUCAAUUUUUAUUACCGUCGAAAUCCGAAGACUCGAUUGUGCGCGCAUCUUCGCUUGAUAGCGAGGAAACGCAGGCGCCCGUUAGAUUCCACGACCGCGACCUCGGUUCCGGAAUCGACGACGGCCUAUCCAACGAGAGGGUCGCGGAAAUUGAACGGCACGUCGUCGUCAUUGUCGUCGUCGUCGUCGUCGUCGUCGGGCAGGUUAAUUCAGAUCGUCGAUAAACUGGCGCGCCUGCUGGAUCCUAAUGUCGUGUCGCCUCGCAAACGCAUCCUGCGAGAGCUGGAGAGAGUCUCGUUGGAGGAUCAGGCGUCCAAGAGGCGGGCCACUCCGCAGCCGCCGGUUUGCACGACGAGUGCGCCACCGACUCCUUCCUCGAAGCAAGUGUCGUCAUAUAGUAUAACGAGUAUCCUGGGGGAGGACAAGCCGAGUCCCGAGCCAGGUUUCUUGAGGACACUGCUGAAGCCGGACGACCGGCAGCCUGUGAAAUACUCAUCGACUAACGCCUAUCCGAGGGUACGAAUCGAUCCCUAUAUCGGGUCCAGCAAUACAUCCGUUCAUCAUCCGCUCUACGGGAUACCGAUGUUGCCACCUGGACCAUAUAGGGCGGCGCCUCUAUGGAUGGCGCCUCAUUAUCCGUCUCCCGUCCACUAUUCGCCUCCUAUGCACGUGUACGCACCGCCGCAUUCUCAUCCAUCGUCCCCACAUUACAAAGACUAUAGGGAACAAACUCUCACACCUCCUUCAGAUAUGCCUCUGAAUCUGUCGAAGCAUUCGGGUUGAAUCUCAGGAUCCCAAUAGAGUUGGUGCCUUACGAGUGGACAAAAUACUGCGCAAACACUGCCCGUGCAACGACAAUGCGAUAUAUAUUAGUAUUUUUUUAUUCAUAAAACAAUAGUAUCUUAGUAAGUAGAGGAAGAGAGAGAGAGAGAGAAAGAGAGAGUGAGAGCGACAAAUAUGAUGAAGCCAGAUAGUUGGAUUUUGGGAGAGCUAUACUUGUACAUACAAAUGCAUAAAUUUGUCAAUGGCGGCAUAGGUAUUUUAUAUUAAUAUUACACGCAAGAUUAAAAAAAAAAAGAAGGAAAAAUCGUGAGUGGUAAUAUACAAAAAACGUUAUAUAAAAAAUGCAGCUGUAUGUGUGUAUAUGUUACACAUAUUUUUAUCGUACGCGACCUGCGAGUAAAGCCGCGUAGAAAGGAAAAAAAAAAGAAAGAGGUAAAAGAAUCGGUGUGCGGUUUCUUUAAUUAUUUAAAACGAUUGUAAACGAUCCAUAUGUAGUCAACGCGGGAAUGUAUUGGCAAUUGAUCGAGUCAUUCGUACGUUUUUUUUACUCUUUCGACAUUGCUACUCUUUAUUUUAUAUAUCGCGACGAAGACGGGGGAGCGCACGCGUAAACCUGUGCAGGAGUGCAGGUCUCAUCCUGUGCAUCUCAUUUAUGCAUUUUCCCGUUAUUCUUAUAACGUUACUGUCAUUAUUAUCAUUAAUGGAAAAAAAAUGGUACAUUAUCUUAAAGGAGUCGAUAAGAAAGACAUAGGAUUAUGUACAGAACAGAUUAUUGCCUCUAUAUCUCUAGCGUAUUAAUUAUUCUUAAAGAUAGAAAUGCAUAAUAAAUUUAGGCUCUAAUAGAAUAUAUCCACAAUGGUAUACAGUUAUUUAUACGAUAUUAUAUAUAACGCAAAAAAUAUACGAGAGAACACAAAAUUACUUUGGUAACGACCGUGGGGUGUGCCUUACAGAGAGAACUAACGAAAUUCCAUGAAAUUAAAUUAUGAACGUUCUUGCGGAUGUGUAUUAUUAUAAAAAGGAGGCACUAUAUAUUGUGUAUAUAAUAAAUAUAUCUUUGUGUUACGUGUAUUUUUCAUCAAAUCGACAUUCUAUUCGUUGCUCUAUUUAUUAUUAGUCAGGCGCAUCGAGAAACAUUUUCACGUGAAAGCAAGGCAAGCUCGCACAGGUUCUACAAAUUAAGUGAGUAAUUUUAAUUGUUCGGCGCGUGUGUGUACGCGAUUCCCUUUAGCGAUUCCGACAAAAAAGUAUGGAGGAGUACAUAUGUGACUGCGCAUUAGCAAUUGUAUAGAAAAAGACUAAUUUCGUAAAUAUAAAUAUUUCAUAUACUACGUA
Temnothorax curvispinosus is the source of this 3316-nucleotide messenger RNA. RefSeq names its product histone-lysine N-methyltransferase SETD1A (gene H). Bases 761 to 1981 code for a protein of 406 amino acids. The record is from RefSeq and is a predicted model, not a curated record. The transcript is spliced from 3 exons. Lineage: Eukaryota; Metazoa; Arthropoda; Insecta; Hymenoptera; Formicidae.